Caenorhabditis sp. 36 PRJEB53466 is the source of this 2053-nucleotide messenger RNA. Lineage: Eukaryota; Metazoa; Nematoda; Chromadorea; Rhabditida; Rhabditidae. The record is from the annotation of a GenBank genome assembly.
AUGACUUCUCAAAUAUCGCUUUCCGAAAUGCGGGCGGCCCAACACCGCACCGCCGCUUUUCUGCACCGUACUGCGAUAGUUUCGAGCGAGAAAAUCGAUAGUUUGAUUGGCGGUGGAGCGCAUUUGCUGUUCAAGUGCGAACAUUUACAAAAGACGGGCAGUUUCAAGGCGCGCGGCGCGCUCAAUUCGGCCAUUCUGGCAAAAGAGCACGGAGCGAAAGGAGUGGUGAGUUCGCUAGGCCACAGUUUUUGAGCGGCAUAGUGGAAAAUACGCAAAACUUGACCAGAUUCGUCGACAAUGUUCAAAAUUCAUGUAAAACGUCGACAAUUACAGAUCGCCCACUCGUCAGGAAAUCACGGGCAAGCGCUCGCGUGGGCGGCUCAAAAAAUCGGGCUCCCCUGUACAAUUGUGGUCCCAAAAAAUGCGCCCACCUCGAAAAUCGAGGGAAUGAACGAGUACGGUGCGCAGUUGGUGUUCUGCGAGCCGACCGUCAAAGACAGGUGACCGAACUUUCGCUUUUGGUGGCCUAACUCUUCGUUUUCUGUUUUUAGAGAGUCGGUUUGCGCGGAGUUGGCCCAAAAACUCGACUAUUUCACUGUGGAACCGUUCAAUUUCGCCGCAAUGGUCAACGGACAUGUGAGUGGGGGAUAACUGUAGCUCGGAAAGUGUGCAAACACCGUUAUUGCGUACCAGACAUCUGAUUCUACGAUAUUUUAGGCCUCAAUCGCUAUGGAGAUUCUGGAUGAGGUUGGCGCGGAAAUCGAUUCGAUAUUUUUGUCGGUGGGCGGUGGAGGACUCGCCUCGGCAGUGGCUUUUUUGGUCGGAAAUUUGAGACCCGAUAUUGAAGGUUGGAGCUUAUUUGAACGAAUAAUGGACUGGAAGAGUUCAACGCAAAAAUUAUGCUGUAUAUUCAAAUCGAUGUAUCUCAGCUGGGGAUAAAGAUAUCGAAAAGUUGUCAACAACAAAAAUGUUCACCAACAAAUUUGCUACAUUUUUACAGUUGACCACUUUUUGAUAUCUCCACAGACAACCGAGAUACAUCCUCUUUUCUCCAGUAUACCUUGUGGAGCCCGAACAAAAAGAGCUGUCGAACCUGCUGGAACACUCGAUUCCGUGCGCGACCGACACGUUGAACACAAUUGCCGACGGGGUCCGAGUGGCGAGAGUCGGAUCGCUUUGCGAGCCCAUCAUCAAACAGUAUUGCACCAGAAAAGUUAUUAGUGUGGUAGGCGAUUGAAAACGAAAAACAUUUUAGCACGGCGACCAAAAGUGUAGAAAGGGGGGCGUGGCCUAAUCUGAGACGCGUUUUCGGAAAAUUGCCGCAAUUCCAGCACUUUUCCGAUAUUUUUGUGUUUGAUAUCGACAAAAGAAGAGGCAUUAAAGAGAGAAAACAUCGAAAUUUUCGUGAAAACGCCGCGUUUGAGACGUUUUUGGCAAAUUUCGCAAUUCGGAAUUUUCAUACCGGCCGAUGUGGAUAGUUUUGAGACGAAGUGAGUGUCGGAAGUGAUGAAGCACGUUAAUUCAAGUAUUUUAAGCAUUCAAACGGCAAAAAGUAUGGGCGAAUGACUGAAAUUCGCGCAUUUUCAGCACAAAACUUGAAAAUCGAUUCAAUUGAUUAAUUUCUGAAUGAAACCUGCUCGUUUUAAGCUAAAAAGUGUGCGAUGAUUAGUUUAACAAAGUUAUGCAACUACAUCGUCGAAAUCGUACAAAAUUUGGGUAAUUUUUGACAAAAAACAUGAAAAAUAGGGUUAAAUUUCGAUGGUGAUAAACCGUGCAGGCCACGCCCCUUUCUACGUUUUUGGUCGCCGUGGCAUAGUUUAUUAUAGAAAGAACGCGAGAUAAAGGAGGCGCUGAAGCUAGUGUGGACUCGUUUAAAAGUGAGAAACUCUAUUUUUAGGCCAGUCAACAAAAGUGAAUUGAUUUUCAGCAACGUGUGGAACCGACGGCCGCACUCGCAGUCGCCGGAGUUUUGUACCACAAACCGGAGCAUGUGAAGCGUCCGUUGGUGAUUUUGUGCGGAGGAAAUGUGGACACCGACUUUAUUAUCGACUAA